Zea mays is the source of this 1744-nucleotide messenger RNA. RefSeq lists its product as uncharacterized. Gene Ontology annotation, cellular component: membrane. The transcript is spliced from 3 exons. Gene Ontology annotation, molecular function: uracil:monoatomic cation symporter activity; allantoin:proton symporter activity. The record is from RefSeq and is a predicted model, not a curated record. Gene Ontology annotation, biological process: nitrogen compound transport. NCBI's taxonomy places the organism in Eukaryota, Viridiplantae, Streptophyta, Magnoliopsida, Poales, Poaceae. The coding region runs from base 234 to 1445 and encodes 403 amino acids.
GAUGAGGAUUAGCAUCGUGGGCAAUAAUUGAUUGGUGUCCACAGGCCACACAUGUUGGUGGACCUAACAAAUCACCUUCUCGUCAACCGGGUCGGCUCGGGCCGGGCCCACGCCAGCUCCCCCUCCCAAUCUCGAUUCUCCUCAUCACAUAUCACUGCCGAUGAACCUUCCAGUAGCCUGAGCGCCGGGGCCAUCGGUAGCAGAGAGGUUUUGCUGCAGAGAGCUCAAGAAAGAUGUACGUGGUGAAGGAUAUUGGCGGCGCCAUCGGGCUGAUGGCGGUGGCGCUGGUGCUCCUGGGCACCUGGCCGGUUGUCCUGGCGGUGCUGGAGCGGCGGGGCCGGCUGCCGCAGCACACGUUCCUUGACUUCUCCGCCACCAACUUCAUGGCGGCCGUGCUGAUCGCCCUCACCUUCGGCCAGAUCGGCCCCGCCAGCAGCACGCCCAACUUCCUGACGCAGCUCACUCAGUUCAAGAACAACUGGGCUUCGGUCUUGUUUGCCAUGGCGGGCGGCGUCACCCUGAGCCUGGGCACAUUGGCCACGCAGUACGGCUGGGCGUUCGUCGGGCUCUCCGUCACUGAAGUCAUGGCCUCUAGCCUCAAGGUCGUCAUAGGGACAACGGUCAACUAUUUCCUGGACGGCCGGAUGAACAAGGCGGAGAUCCUCUUUCCUGGCGUCGGCUGCUUCCUGAUUGCGGCCAUCCUUGGGUCACUUGUCCACGCUUCCAAUGCCGCCGACAACCAGGAGAAGCUGGCUAAUAAUAACGCUUCCAAUGCAGCUGCAGCUGCAGAUGAGGAGAAGGAUCUCACCAAACACCUCCUAGAGCUAGAGAUACCAUCCCAAGAAGCAGAGCCGGAUGCAGGAACGGCAGGGUUCCUGGUUGGUCUGGAGGAGAAGAGGUCGAUUAAAGUGCUGGGAUCCCACACGCUGCUGGGCCUUGGCAUCGUGGUGUUCGCGGGCAUCUUCUACGCGCUCUUCGCGCCAGCGUUCAACCUGGCCACUAACGACCAGUGGCACACGCUCCCCGCCGGCGUGCCGCACCUGGCGGUGUACACGGCCUACUUCUACUUCUCCCUCGCAUGCCUCGCCGUCAGCGCCGCCCUCAACGUGUGGCUCCUCUACCGGCCCAUGGUCGGCGUGCCAAGCUCCACCCUGGCGGCCUACGUCCUCGACGGCGACGGCAGGGGCCUCGCGAUGCUGGCCGGGAUGCUGUGCGGGCUCGGGAACGCUCUCACGUUCAUGGCAGGGCAGGCCGCCGGUUACGCCGCCGCCGACUCCGUGCAGGCGCUGCCGCUGGUCAGCACGUUCUGGGCCGUCGCCCUCUUCGGCGAGUACCGCCGGUCGUCGCGGCGCACGUACACGCUGCUGGCGAGCAUGCUACUCAUGUUCACAGUCGCCAUGGUCCUCCUCAUGGCUUCCUCAGGAAGCCGCUCCAUCAUUCACUGAGCUGGCCACGUGGAUGGAUAUGCGAUGCGAUGCGAUGAGGAGAAUGGACACCGGGAUAGCUCUUGUCUUGUGCUGGAAUGGAAUGGAACCAACCCACUAGCUGUACAGAGCGAUCAUGCUACGUCCACCCACUCGUCCAUGAAUUGAUUUGUCUCUGUAUUUUUUUUUAAAAAAGCGUGCGCUGUCACCCGCGGGCCGCGGUAGCAUGCAGCCCGUCUCCAGCGGUCUACAUAAAGUUUACUUAAAAAACUGUUUUAUACUUGUAUGCACUAUAAACUACACUGUUAGUGGAGUUUGAA